AUGAGUCUUAGAAGAUGAGAAACAAUGUGACUGAAUUCAUUCUUCUUGGACUGACUCAGGACCCAGAAAGACAGAAAAUUGUAUUUUUCAUUUUCUUGGUAUUCUACACUGCCACUGUAUUGGGAAACCUGCUCAUUGUUUUGACAAUCAAGACCAGUUCAACACUUGGGUCUCUGAUGUACUUCUUCCUAACUUACUUAUCUAUCACAGAUUCUUGCUUCUCUACCACCAUGGCUCCCAAACUGAUUUUGGACACCCUCUCCCACAAGAACACUAUUUCUUUUGAUGAGUGCAUGACCCAAAUAUUUGCUUUGCAUUUCUUUGGUGCCAUGGAAAUACUGGUCCUCAUUUUGAUGGCCUAUGACCGUUACGUGGCCAUCUGUAAGCCUUUGCACUAUUCAGUUAUCAUGAACCGAAGGGUGUGUGGGAUCCUCAUUCUGCUGGCCUGGGCAGGGUCAUUUCUGCAUUCAAUUGCCCAGAUAAUCCUCAUCUUGAAUGUGCCUUUCUGUGGUCCAAAUGUGAUUGACCACUUUUUCUGUGAUUUACAACCUUUGUUGAGGCUGGGGUGUAUGGACACACAUGUCCUAAACCUCUUGGUAGUUUCUAAUAGUGGGGCCUUAUGCUCAACCAGCUUUGUUUUGCUAAUGAUAUCCUAUACAAUUAUACUACGCUCCCUUAAAAAUCAUAGUGCAGAAGGGAAGCGGAAAGCCCUCUCCACCUGCAGCUCCCACAUCAUUGUUGUCAUCAUAUUCUUUGGCCCCUGCAUAUUUAUUUACACCCGGCCCCAAACUACUUUCCCACUGGAUAAGUUGGUGUCUGUAUUUUAUACCAUUAUAACACCCUUUCUCAAUCCUUUGAUCUACACUCUAAGGAAUGCCGAAGUAAAAAAUGCCAUGAAAAAGUUAUGGAAUAAAAAAAUGAUUUCAGAUAACUAAUAAUAUGCUCAAUAAUAUUUUUCCUUUUUUUCAAGGAUAGUUGAGCUAAACAAGAAGAAUUAAAAUUCAAAUAUAGCUAUAGAAAAGAAAAUAAAGCAGGUGUUCUUCACCUGAGGUUCAUGGACUUUUGACAAUAUUUUGAUGAAUUUAUUUCAAUCCAAUUUUAUUUGUUGUUCAAUAUAUUUCAUUUUCUGCAUUUAAAAAUUUUGUUCUAUUUAGCAUAAAACAUAUAAUGUCAUUUUAUUUCUUUUAGUCAUUAUUUCAAAUAGCAAAAAAUGAGGUUCUUAGUUUGUAUA
Monodelphis domestica (gray short-tailed opossum) is the source of this 1231-nucleotide messenger RNA. Its product is annotated as olfactory receptor 4C11-like. Gene Ontology annotation, cellular component: membrane. Gene Ontology annotation, biological process: G protein-coupled receptor signaling pathway. Gene Ontology annotation, molecular function: olfactory receptor activity; G protein-coupled receptor activity. NCBI's taxonomy places the organism in Eukaryota, Metazoa, Chordata, Mammalia, Didelphimorphia, Didelphidae. The record is from RefSeq and is a predicted model, not a curated record.